This is a messenger RNA of Vitrella brassicaformis, 1771 nucleotides long. Lineage: Eukaryota; Vitrellaceae. The record is from the annotation of a GenBank genome assembly.
CGCCACUUCUUGCACACACGCACUCUGCACACGCUACGUUCAUCGGUCGGUCCAUCCCAUGUGCCUCAGUCGUCAUUGACACACACACACACACACAUAGGCAGGCAGGCAGGCAACAUGGCUAUGCCAUCAAAGCUUGCAAGUCUGUCAGUCAGUCAGUCAGUCUGUCUGUCAGUCAGUCAGCUGGCCCACCACGUACGUCUGUGGCAGACCAGCAAGGCAGCGCAAUCACCGCUAGAAGAUUCUCCCCCAAGCCUAAGCAUCCCGUCUGAACCCCACAACGCGCUAAUCUCCCCCCUUCCCCCUUCCAACCCCAAUGUGGUGCUGCGCUAGAGCGACUUCUAUGGGCGGUGUGGGUAGCCCGCUGGACUGUGCUGCAUGAUCAACUGCCCACGGACGGGUGGGGCCGCGCCAUAGGCCGAGCGCACCAUCGGCAUCGGCGCCGCAAUGAGUGGAGCGAAGCUGCACAAGCCAUGCAGGGCAAAUCUGUCUAUCCAUUGGUUGAUGUCAUGUUUGCCAGUGUUCUUACGGUCUUGUGUGGUACUGAGGGGGGACGGGCGCGUAUUGGUACCCGCCGGCCGCGAAGGGUCUGCGGGAUGGAUACAAGCAAGUUCCUCCAUCUCUUCCCUCCCUCCUUGUGUGUUUGGCGACAUACCCGGCUGGCAGCGGCAUGGCGGCAGGAGGCGGUCGAAACGGGUGCAGCACCGGAUGCGGGACCACCCUGAGACCAAGCAAGCCAUUCACAGCAUUUGGGUAUCUGUCUGUCUGUCUGUCUGUCUAUCACCCUGCCGGAGGUCGGACGGGCAGCACCGGCGGAUGCACUGGUGGAACGUAACGCACAACCUGCCUGCAAACACGACACCCACAAUCACCCAUCCAUCCGCCCAACAUGCCAUCUCCUCACUUUAUCCCUUCCCCUGCUUACGGCGCCACUACAGCAGCAGGGGGGGCCUCUUGCUGGCCAGCACGCGCCACUUCAGCAGGAGCCUCUUGUUGGCUGGGACCAGGAGCACCAGCAGCCUCUCCCUGCCCUCCCACCCCCGCCCCCGCCCCGGCCGCGGGGCCAGCGGCAGCCCCAGCAGCCUCUCCCUCCUCUUGCCCCUGCAGAUACUUCCACGGGUACAUGUGCCGCUUGAUGAUCUCGGGGUCGGGAGCGCCGUCGGGAGCCAGCCACUCGUCGGGACAGGACGGCACCACACGGUCGCUACGGGCGUACUCGCGGUCAGGCGCCACUGACUGCCGGCGACUGCCGGGCGGAAUGGGAGGGUCUCGGUGCUCGAAGUAGUUGCCGCAGGCGCUCAGCUGGCCGCCUCCGUCCAACAACAGGCCUGACGACGGUGAGGUCAUCCGCAGACACACACAGAUACUUGAAUGGAUGGAAUGCGCAUCUCUCUCCUUCUUUCGUGCGUGGCGUGGACAUUCACCCACAGGGAGGCCAAUUGGGGUCUCGCGUUAUCCUGCAUGAGGUGGAAACAGGAAGGAAAGGAGAUGACAAUGGAGGACCAAAGAUGGUGGGAGCUGGAGGCGCUGCACUCACCAUGGGUUAGGGCCCAGGUACGUCAGCUGACGAAGGUCGACAGGCUGAUUCGACGCCAUCAUGCCCGACGCUAAAGACCUUCCUGCAGAAUGACAAGCAGCCACACAGAUGCACCAGACGUAUCAAUGCAUUGCCUUCAUCGUCAUCACUACCCGCUCCUUGUGCCCUUCUUGCGCCCGUCUGAACUCUAUUCACCGACCAUCCAAUUGCGAGAUCAACGACGAUCUGGCUCAU